This is a messenger RNA of Vairimorpha ceranae, 1275 nucleotides long. RefSeq lists its product as hypothetical. The coding region runs from base 1 to 1275 and encodes 424 amino acids. The transcript has a single exon. The record is from RefSeq and is a predicted model, not a curated record. NCBI's taxonomy places the organism in Eukaryota, Fungi, Microsporidia, Nosematidae.
AUGAAUUUUAUAUGUUUUCUAUUGUUUUUUAAAAAAGCAAUAUUAUCAGACGUUAAUACACACGGGGACUUUUGUACUCUUAAUCAUUCAAUCGAUUCUAUAUUGAAGGAUAAAAAGUGUAAAGAUAAUGGUGAAUACAUCCAAAAAGAAUGCAUUGAAAAAAUGGAAAUUGAAAAAAAAUGUGAUGCGACCGUGGACUCAGAUGAAAGCAGUAUAGAUGUGGGAACUGAAGAGUUUGAAAUAGAAUAUUUACAAAACGUUUAUACUACCAAUAAAGAAUUGAAACAAGAUGAAUGUAGUGGUGAUACUACUACUACAAUUUUACAAAGUAUUAAAAAUAACGUUUCAAAAGACUCUUACGAGAAUAAUUUAACAAGAUCUAGUUAUCCAGAACUACUAGAUUUAGGCUGUAAAUCUAAAAAUAAUCUUGUUUGUCUGCGCUCAGAUGCACUACCACUAGACAAAACAGUUGUAGGUAAUUCAGAUAAAAAUGCAUAUUUAAAUCUCCCUGGAACUUCAAAAGACAAUAAUACUACUGUUGUAAAUUCAUGCAUUUCUGUUGCCCCUACACAAACAGAUGGUGCCUUUGAAAAUUGGUUUUUAUCAUCUUGUCCAUAUUGUAAGUUUUCAUCUUUUGCAACAUCUUAUGAUACAAUUUUGCACUAUGAAGAAGAACUUGAAAACCUCUUAAAAAAGCUUGAAAAAAGAUUUAAAGAUUUAAUUGAAUCAGGCAAUUUGCCUGAAUUUAGUAAUAACUACAUUUUAGAUGCUUCUAAGAUUUCAGAUAAUGAAUAUUUUCAUUUUAAAAAAAAGUUUACAAAUUUUUAUAAUAGAAUUUAUAGACCAAAAAAACGUAUUGUCAAAUGUGUCUCAAUUAUUUUUGAACAACUUAGGCACCAGCAAAUACCACAGCGUCAUUGUAUUUUGAUAAAAAAUGUUCUUAACCUUAUAUGGCAAGUUUUUACCUUUAUCAGUGAUUGCAAAUUUAGUGAGAUCAAAAAGUUAAUUAAGCGGUAUUAUUUUGAUGAUAGGUUAAAAUUUCAAAAAUAUAAAUUUUCAACUUUAUUUUCGGAUUUAAUUUUUUUUGAUAUGAUUGCUUUAAUAGAAAGAAUACUAUACCAAGAUCAGCAUUUUGAUUAUAUAAAGGAAAGUAUAUUAAUUAAAUAUCUUGAAAAUUUAAAAAAUCAAAUUGCACGCAUAUUUAAAAAUUAUAAAUACUUUUAUAGUGAUUUAGAUAGUUUUAUCAAUUUUUUAAUGAAAUUUAGAAAAGAAUAA